CCCAAAAGCCCAGUCACGCCGGCGAGCCCAGUUCCUCCUCAUCGUUCACGCACGCUCCCGACGAGACGACGACCGGCGUCGGCAACAGCUCAGCCUGCUCCACAGCACUGCAUGCCAUCCCCCACCACGCUCGCCUCCUUCAACGCCCUCGUCGCCUCGCUCGCUCGCUCUGGCCGCUCGGCACAGGCGCUCUGCACGUUCUGCGACAUGCUUGGGCGGGGCUUCACGCCCGACCAUUUCACCCUGCCCCCCGUCAUCCGCUCCUGCGCGAUCACCGGCUCCGCUGCUCUCGCAUCAUCUUCGCACGCUCUCUCCGUCAAGAUUGGCGCCCAUGGGAACCUCUUCGUGGGGUCGGCGCUGGUGCUCUGUUAUGCCAGCCUGUCCAACCUCCCAGACGCCCGGAGGCUGUUCGACGGAAUGCGCCACAGGGAUUCCGUUUUGUGGACAUCCAUGCUAUCCGCAUACGCGCAAGGUGGGAAGCCAGAGGAGGCGCUGCGGUUCUUCGGGAGGAUGGUGGUAGCUGAGGUGCAGCUGGACGCUGUCGUCAUGGUUAGCCUUCUUCUUGCAUGCGGGCAGCUCGGGUGGCGACGCCAUGGGAGAAGCGUGCACGCGUGCUGUAUCCGGAUGUUUCUGGGGAUGCCGUUGUCGCUUGGGAACGCCCUUGUGGACAUGUAUGUCAAGUGUGGUGAGCUUGCAUUUGCCGAACAGGUGUUCUCUAUGAUGCCCAGACGGGAUGUUAUCUCGUGGAGCACGCUGAUAGUUGGCCAUGGUUUGAGUGGGCGUUCUGAUGUUGCUUUGAGGCUUUUUGACGAAAUGGGGAUUGAAGGAGUGGAACAGAACUCGGUCACAUUCCUUGGGGCCCUGUCAGCCUGUGCACAUUCAGGCAUGGUGGACAAAGCAUAUGCUAUAUUUGAGCAGAUGAAACAGCAGGGUAUCAAGCCUGAGCUGAAGCAUUACUCUUGCAUGGCUGAUGCGUUAGGGAGGGCAGGCCGUGUUAUUGAGGCAGUGAAUCUCAUAGAGGAAAUGCCUUGCAAACCUGACGAGGCUAUGCUUGGUGGUGUUUUGGCAGCUUGUCGAGUGCAUGGUGAAAUGGACGCUGCUGAACGGAUUUCAAAGAGAUUGAUGGGCAUGUCUCCUGCAAAGAGUGGAUACUAUAUGAGCUUGGCAAACAUAUAUUCAGAUGCUGGAAGGUAUGGUGAUGCAGAGAGAAUAAGAGGCUUCAUGAAAGAAGUAAAAGUUGACAAGCUUCCUGGAUAUAGUUCAGUUGAACUGGAUAUUUCUAUCUCCGAAUCACAGUUUGUAUAACUAGUUGCAUAUAGCGGGCAACGGAUUUUUAAGCACUUGAGCAGUUUAACGAGUGUUUUUUUGACGGAUAAGUUUAACGAGUGUGGUGACAUACACUCAGUUCAGUACUUCAAUAUAUGCUUUGAAGAAAAAUAUAGGUACCUAAUGCAAGGGAAGGCGCAAAUGACAUGAUUGACCACUCAACAACACAGUUCUGUGGUCGAUUAUAACAUUACAAAAAUUUGAGUUGCUAAGUUGGAGCUGUCAAAAUGUUAGUGUCGAUUAUAACAUUACAUUUCUGUUGCUGAAAUGGUGCUGUCAAAGUGUCAAGUGUGGAGAAGUGUGAGGAAGCCACUUCUUCCAGCCGAUAAGGACAAGAUUCAAGAGGUCGAUGAAUCAAAAUAGAUCAUGGUUGGAAUAUGUGCCUCUCUUCUUUGGUGAAUAGCUUCUGAAACUGACAAGAGAUUAUCUCCACAUAUGUGGAGAUCUGAUCAGCAAGGUUUAAUUUAGGCUUGAUGUUGUACUGAAAGAAAGUCUUUAAAAAAAUGCAUUGCUGGUACCACUGGUAACGCUUAUUCACAGGCACAAUCUUCUCUGUCCAAAGUAUACCGUCUUAUGGUGGAACUGGAGAGAAGACAAUAAUAUUCUUAAAUCGUU
Brachypodium distachyon (stiff brome) is the source of this 1941-nucleotide messenger RNA. RefSeq names its product pentatricopeptide repeat-containing protein At4g14170. Lineage: Eukaryota; Viridiplantae; Streptophyta; Magnoliopsida; Poales; Poaceae. Gene Ontology annotation, molecular function: RNA binding; protein binding. The coding region runs from base 112 to 1305 and encodes 397 amino acids. The record is from RefSeq and is a predicted model, not a curated record. Gene Ontology annotation, biological process: RNA modification. The transcript has a single exon.